GGUUUAGAUGUUCACAGAUUGGCCAUCCGGGGAACUACACCUCAAGCCACAAAUAUCACCUUAUCCGCCUACAUACAUAACUUAGAUACUCAUAGUCAUCCGUAAAAUAACCCACAUUUCAUUUUGACUUCUGCAUUAAAGUCGCGAAACGCGAUUCUUCACCAAAGAAGACGCCAAAACUGCAAUGUAAAUAAAAUUUAUAAACAAGUACGAGAAAAAAAAAAAACAUACACACACAGAGUAGUGGACUUUACCAAAACAGUGUUUGACACUAAGAGCAAGUUCAAACCAAAAUAAACUUUUUCUUUCUGUAAGAGCUUUGGAACUUCAUUCUAGUGAAUCUGAUAUAUCGGCAGAAUAGUAUCUGUGUGUGUCCCCAUUCUUGUUCUCCAGACAGUUUUAGUGUUCAACUUAAUCCGCUCUUUGCUCGUACCCACUGUCCAAUCACCUGCACCGACACACUAGCUACCCUCCCUCAUGUCUCGUCUCGACUCGUUACCGAAGUACUUCAGGACCGAGCCUUCACCAAAUGUCCUUGAGUCUGCAUUCCCUCCAUUCAAAACUGAACAUCGUUAUCGUGGAGUUUAUGAAAGAGCCGGCUUUGAUGUUAAUUUGAAUGGUUAUGCCAAGAAUAAGAGCAGUCCUAGUGAUAGUACUUCCUCCUUCAAGCAAAGAUACCCUUCGCCUCCAAAGUCUAACUCGGUGUCGCCAACCUCUCAACAACAUUCAAUCCAUCAUCAGUAUCCUCAACAAUCUUCAAGAAGAGGACAAUAUCUGUCGACUUCACUGGAGUCACUGGCAGAAAGAGAAAGACAAAGAUCACAAACCAUGAGAUCCCAUGCCCUGUCUUCUCAGUCCAGCGUUCCUAAAUCGUACAAUAUGGACAUGAAGAAUGGGAACAACUAUUACCAUACAAAUAAUAGUAACGGCAGCAACAUUAUGAACACAUACCCUAAUGCAAACAACCGUUCAGGUUCUCUCACCGGUUCUGCUUCGGUCACUGGCUCUGGUUCCCAGAGAUCAAACGGAAGUAACAACAGUCAAGGAAAUAGAUUCAACCCUGCCAAUCAAAACGCUUAUCCUGAAACUUUGCAACAAGAGCCGGAACCUGAACUUGAUAGAGGUAGUUUUGAUUUUUCUCCUCAAACUAAUGCUUCCAAAAAUUUUAAGAAUUUAUCGAUCAAAACCUCUUGUAGAGACGAUAUCGACACUAAGAGUUUAAAGCUUGGUGGUGGUGAACAAAACCGUAUGGAAUACCCUUCGAUUGAUGAGCAACAGUACAAUGGAAAUGUUAACACGGAACUUAGAGAUAUCUCAUCAACUGAAGCGCCAACUGAAGCACCAACUGCUGCACCAGCCCCAUAUCAACCAAAGAGUAAAUAUCAACCAAAGAGUAGAUAUGCUCCAAGCAAACCAAAUUCUACCAACCAAUAUUACCAUGGGUAUAACGAUGAUACUAGUAAUCCUAGCUUCUCUGCUCAUGAUCAACAGGCUGACCAAUCUGUUGACUCCACAUUUGACUCUUCUAACAAGACUGGCCUUGGACUUUCCCUUACUCCAUCGCAAACUCAAACCACACUUUCAAGCAUUGGUACUGACGAACUUAAUCAAUCACAAGCUCCAAUUGCAAUCGAUAUGGAUGCCGCUGGUGUGAACUAUAAUGCUCCUAUUGACCCUCCUUAUCCGGUAUCAAGAUUGAACAGUGUCAAAGGACAAGGGGAACUUGAAAGGGAUGACAGUUUCAUCCGUAAGAAGAGACUUUCCUCUGCAUUGGAUGAUUUCAAACGCGAUAUUGAAGAUGUCAAGAAGAAUACUCCUCAAUUGCAACAAAGAGAAGCGUUUAGCCCUGAAGGACAAACUGAAUAUCAGAAGUUUCUUUCCUUGGGCGAUAGUACUGGAAAGCAAUACCCAAGACAUAGUCAAUUGUCGAUGGUUAGUUCAAUUCUUUCCAAGGGAUCCUUGAAUGAUGAGGAUGCUGAAAUAGAGAAGGAAUUGGAAAGGCAACUCCAAAGCUUGAAGACUGGAGAGGAUAGUAAAUUGAAGGAAGCUGCUGUUGUUGUGCCAGAAGCUGUUCCUGAAAUUCCUACAUUCAACAUUCAACAAGAGGGUGAAUACGUUCAAGACGAAGAAAAGAAAUUCCACGAGCUUGAUCAGCAAAGUGAUCAUCGUUAUUCAAUGGAAGAAUCUACACCCCCACUUUCAUUUAUUAAGGGUCAAGAAAAAGAAAAAGAGGAAGAAAUUCCACAACAACAAGAGCAAAUUCCAAUCCAACAUGCAACCAGUCAGCCAACAUUUGAAGUUACUGCUCCACAGUCACCUAUUUUAGAUCAAUCCCGUGAAAUCGAAUCUCCAGAGAAUCAAUUACAUUUGGAUGAAUCACCUUUGGCCCCAUUGAAUGUCAAUCAUUCAGUAUUGCACCAAUCUCCAGGUAUCGAACCAUUAAACCCACAUACUCAUAAUAUUGGGGAAGAAUUAAAGGAGAUUAACUUCCCAGUAGAAAUUCCAUCCCAACCGAUUACAACCGAAGAAGAAAUCUUCCCCCCAGGAGAAGGGCCAUGUAGAUCUUGCCAUAAACCAAUUUUGCCUAAUAGCACAGGAUCUAAUAGGGCUAUCUUCUCAAAGACUGGUGAACUUUCUGGGCAAUGGCAUCGUGCAUGCUUCCUUUGUAGUAAGGAAGGAUGUGACGUGAAAUUCCAGAAGGGUAUCCAAUGCUAUGAACUUAACGACAAGCCAUACUGUCAUGGCUGUUACCAUGAGCUUAAUGGUAGUCUCUGUGGAAGCUGUUUCCAAGGUAUUGAAGGUGAAUGUAUCGAAAACGAAUUACAACAGAAAUGGCACUUGGAAUGUUUGUGCUGUCACCAAUGCCAAAGUGGAAUCACAGAAGAUUAUUAUUUAGUCAAUGGUAAGGUAUUCUGUGAAGAGGAUGCAUUAGAUCGUAUUCGCCAGCAGCAAAGCAGUCGUAGCACAAGUCGUGCUGAUAAGAUUGAAAAAAGACGCACAAGAUUGUUAUUCUUAGAUUAAAGUCCCACGUUAUGUGCAUGUAAUAUAGUAGAAGAGUCUCGGUUGUAUCAUAGGUCCGAAUUAUAGAAAGAGAAAAAUAUACCCAUUAUAAUUACAAAUUGUAGCAGAGUGCACCUCAUUAUAGUGUGUGUGCAUGUGUAGUAUUUGAAUAUUCUAGCUAUAUCCUCUAAAAAUUGUCCCGAAAAAAUGUCAACUAAUAUAUGAAUC
Messenger RNA from [Candida] anglica, 3228 nucleotides. Lineage: Eukaryota; Fungi; Ascomycota; Pichiomycetes; Serinales; Debaryomycetaceae. The record is from the annotation of a GenBank genome assembly.